AUGGCUCAGAGAGACAUCUCCCCCCUGCGGUCGCCCUUGUCGUCGGCCGCAUCGCUAGUGUCUACCGCCUUGCCUAAGACGACGAUCAUCAUCAAUAAUCUCCACAAGAACGACUUUCUCGUCAAUACCCAGCCCCGACAUGUGGACUUUUCGCCCAACUUCCGCAAGCUUUCGCUUGCUGACCAGAUAAAGAUCUCCAUUCUCAACUUGGAAACUGAAGCUGCACGAGACAACAAAAAUGAUAACGACUACUAUUUAAACCACAUCGACCACUGGUCCAAUCUUCCGUUCUUGAAUAGAAUCAUCGUAAUUUUGAAAGACGAAAACGCCGCUUUCAACAUCUACCAAUACUUGACUUCCGACCUGGAAAGCUCCCUAACGUCGUUGUUCCCCUACAUCAAGGUGUCCCUCCAGGAAAACUUGCUUUCACGGUCAAAGUCUGCCGAUGCGCUUAUCAAGUCCAAUAACGAAAACCUCAAUGUCGCAAAGACUUUGGCCAACUUCAGGGACUUCCAUAAUAGUGGUGGUCGCGAAGAUGGAAAAGAACCAGAAUACCUUUAUAACGAGCCCGAACCACAUCCGUUCGAUGUCAUCCGAGACUUGUCCAAGAUCGGAAUAGACGUCAGUAGCUAUAACGACGAAAACGAAAUUCCUUCCCAGUUCAAUAGCCAGACGGCCUCUGUCGAGUUGACAGACAAGAGUCCAGAUCGUACCACACGUAUGUCCAGAACAAGAUCGCUCACCAGAACCCUUUUCAAACCCGAGUUGAAGUUGAAUACAGCCGACAUCAACCAGAAACUGCUGGAAACCAAGCCGGUGUAUCCCUCGAGUCCUACCAUCACGUUGGAUGAAAUGUUCUAG
This is a messenger RNA of Scheffersomyces stipitis CBS 6054, 861 nucleotides long. RefSeq lists its product as uncharacterized. The record is from RefSeq and is a predicted model, not a curated record. Bases 1 to 861 code for a protein of 286 amino acids. Lineage: Eukaryota; Fungi; Ascomycota; Pichiomycetes; Serinales; Debaryomycetaceae. The transcript has a single exon.